UCUGUACUCAUUCUUCUUUCCUUUCUGACCUUCUCACAGUCACAACUCAUCUGUUUUUGAUAACCAAUCCCUCCAUAACGACAUAGUGAUAAAGUCUUCUCUGAGGAUGUGAUGGAUUCUGGGGUGUCCUCCCCUGAAAAGCAGGAUAAAGAGAAUUUAAUUGAUGCCCACAGUAAAACCAUUGGGGCUUGUGGAUGGUUCCUGGUUUCCCUUUCUUUCCUGUUGAUGAUCAUCACCUUUCCUUUCUCCAUAUGGAUGUGCCUAAAGAUUGUUAAAGAGUAUGAAAGAGCUGUUGUGUUCCGACUUGGACGAAUCCAAGCAAAAAAAGCAAAAGGACCAGGUCUGAUCCUGGUGCUACCAUGUGUAGAUGUUUUUGUCAAAGUUGAUCUCCGAACUGUUACCUGCAACAUCCCUCCACAAGAGAUCCUCACCAGAGAUUCUGUAACUACCCAAGUGGAUGGAGUAGUCUACUACCGAAUCCACAGUGCUGUUUCUGCUGUGGCUAAUGUCACUGAUGUUCACCAGGCUACUUUCUUACUAGCCCAGACCACUUUGAGGAAUGUCUUAGGGACACAAACUUUGUCCCAGAUCUUAGCUGGCAGAGAAGUCAUUGCUCAUAGCAUCCAAACAAUACUUGAUGAUGCUACUGAACUAUGGGGUAUCCAAGUGGCCCGAGUGGAAAUAAAGGAUGUCCGGAUCCCCUUGCAGUUGCAAAGGUCAAUGGCGGCAGAAGCUGAGGCCACCCGGGAGGCUAGAGCCAAGGUGCUGGCAGCAGAAGGAGAGAUGAAUGCUUCUAAAUCACUGAAGUCAGCCUCCAUGGUACUGUCUGAAUCUCCUGUAGCUCUUCAGCUGCGCUAUCUGCAAACUUUAGCUACCGUGGCAACAGAGAAGAAUUCCACCAUUGUCUUCCCUCUGCCCAUGAAUAUAUUGGAAGGCAUAGGCAAUGUCAGCCAAAAUGAUCAUAAGAAAAAAAUAGAAAGAUAGAGACAAUCAAUUCCCUGGCCUAGCUCCAUUGCUCAGAGAAGUCCAAUCUGUUUUUAGUAGAGAAACAGGUAAUUGAACAUUUAAAAUCCAUUAAAAUUCAAAUUAAGUAAUAAGUAAUCCCACAGCUGGUAUAGAUAUAGCAAGGAAACAUGACUUAGAUUCUAGAGUGCUUUUAAAUGGCUGUGAGGAGUAAGGGUUUGGGGAGCUGGGAAUUAGCAAAAAUGGUGAGGAACUUGUAGUGUUUUCAUUCCAGUGUGGUAACUGGAUUUUCCAUGAGUAUCAGCAGGAACCUUUUCAGAACAGAUGAGGCUUACCUUUGUCAUUAAGACCUUUGUUUCUUCAAGUACAGUAGAAAGUUCAGGUAAUUUAUAAAAUAAUAUGUUCUAUAUUUCUACCUGAUCACUUCUUAAUAAUUCCAAAUUAGCUGUAUGUUAAGCAUCCUCAAAUAAUAAUAAUAAUAA
Antechinus flavipes (yellow-footed antechinus) is the source of this 1445-nucleotide messenger RNA. It is a transcript of the gene STOML3, whose product is annotated as stomatin like 3. The transcript is spliced from 7 exons. The coding region runs from base 112 to 984 and encodes 290 amino acids. The record is from RefSeq and is a predicted model, not a curated record. NCBI's taxonomy places the organism in Eukaryota, Metazoa, Chordata, Mammalia, Dasyuromorphia, Dasyuridae. Gene Ontology annotation, cellular component: plasma membrane.